Messenger RNA from Plasmopara halstedii, 2565 nucleotides. RefSeq lists its product as uncharacterized. Gene Ontology annotation, biological process: rRNA processing. The transcript is spliced from 3 exons. NCBI's taxonomy places the organism in Eukaryota, Oomycota, Peronosporomycetes, Peronosporales, Peronosporaceae. The record is from RefSeq and is a predicted model, not a curated record. The coding region runs from base 1 to 2565 and encodes 854 amino acids. Gene Ontology annotation, cellular component: nucleolus; small-subunit processome.
AUGGCUGUACGCAAAGGCAAGAAGGCAUCGUCCAGCAAAGCUAAACCCCGACGCCAAAGUACUAAACACCACAAGUCUAAUGAUGUGUUCAGUGAUGACGAGAAAGAAGCUACGCAUCAGGAACAAGUCAUGAAUGCUCGCGCUGAUGUGAACGAAGUUUUUGAAUACGAAGAACCAUCAUUUGAUCAAGGAGACUCGGAAGUAGAAGACGAACAAGGUGGAGACUUACUUUCGGACCUGUUGGGUACAGCGCCAGCUUCUCGUCUCUCUACUGGUAGUGAAGAAGAUAAUGAUGAAGAUAAAAUUAAAAAUCUGAGUGAAAUGGUUGACAGUCUUGUUGAAAAAAAGAGCAAGAAGAAGUUGGAAGAGAUUGACGCGCAAUUUGCGAAUAUAACGACAGAGGGAGAGCUGACAUUAGGAGCGCUUUUGGGAGCGGAGCCUCUUAAUUCUGGUGGAGUAAAUGCUGAAGAAGAAGUGGAUGAAAAAACUCAAACUGGACUUGAUAUGAGACGCAUGAGACAGCAGGUUCGGGAGCUGGAAGGGGAUGGCACGACACUAUUGUUGCGAGCACAUAGUAAUCCAGUGCAGGAUGCACGAGCACAGCGAAAGCUCGCGUAUGUAGAGAAAAGCAAAGAAGUGGAUGUGUUUGAGCCAGUGGUGCAACAAAACAGAAAGAAAGAGACAUUGGAUUUCCGCAUACAAGCUUCAAAGCUUGAGAAGCUCACCCCUGCUGUACUGGCAAACAAAUUCGUGGCUCAGACAGACAUGGAGAAGAGUGUUGCAAAUUUAUUGCAAGCUGGCGACUUGAGUGAUAGAACUGUGGCUAAGGAUGAAGAAGAGGAAUUGGCGCGUAAGCACGUUUCUGUCCAAGAGGUGGCUGCUCGACAAAAGGAGCUUGCUAAGCUUCGAUCGCUCCUUUUUUAUGAUGAGCAGAAGAAGAAGCGCGUGAAGAAAAUUAAAAGUAAACUUUACCACAAGAUUCGCAUUGCGCAAGACAAGAAAGCGAUGGCGAGACAGAAAGAGGAACUACGAGCAUUGGACCCUGAAUUGGCUCGAAAGCUUGACGAAGAGCUUGCAGCGAAGCGAGCGGAAGAACGACUGACGCUCAAGCAUCGCAAUACAAGUAAAUGGGUGAAGCACCAACUGAGUCGUGGGAUUCAAGCUGAUGAUGCUACGCGUAGUGCGAUUGCUGAUCAACUGCGUCGUGGUGAAGAGUUACGUCAAAUCGAUGAAGAUUCAGUCGAGGCCAGCAAAAAGCGUGGUCUACAGGCAAUGAAAUUUAUGCAGCGCGCAGCUGAAAAGCAGCGAGAGAAGGCACGAAAUGAAGCAGAGAAGUUACUUCGUGAGAUUCGCACAAUUGAUGGCGUUGAAGAAGACUGCGUCUUGUCAGAGGGUAAAGACUAUGAAAGUUCUGGGGAAGAAGGCAAUGUUGUCAAAAUGAACAAGAAGAUCAAAGUGGCACCAAAGAAGGUUGUUGUUACAGAACAGGACAAAGCUGCAGUCGCAAACGCAUUGGCUGGCGGUGCUUAUCAAACAAAGAAUGUCAGUAUGACUACUGGCGUUUCAGCUCGUGCUUCAGGAGCAAUUGCGAUUAAUCUUGGCGAGGGUAGUAAUAAUGUUGUAGUCGCUGACGGAGGUAAAAAAGAGGGCAACUCACUUGAACUCGGGGCUAAAGCUGUGAAAGCUAAGACCUCGGUGACUGUCGAAGUUCAGGCAAAGACCGACAGUGAAGAUAUUGACACGGAGUUUGCAACAGAAGGUAAAGAGAACCCGUGGCUUUCCGGUAUCACUUCAAAGAGAAAACGUAGCAAGAAGAAUAUGAUGACAGUACAAGCGAACAAGGAUAGACAGGUGGAUGUUGCCGCAGCGAUUGAGUCUCUUGCAAAGGAUACCAUGAACAAAAGCAAAGACUGUUCACCGACUACAAGUAUAAAGAACGGUAAGAAGCGUAAACUUGACCCGAUCAAGAUUAAGACGGAGGCUCCAGCUCCAAAGAAAAAAAAUACUGACAAGAAAGACGCUACACAGGACGAACUUGUCCGUCGAGCGUUCGAGUUUGUGGCUGAUACUGAAGAUGAGCUUGCUCAAGAAAAGGAUCGGCUGGCUGGUCAGGAUGCCAAUGCUAAAAAAGGGGCUGAGAUUGCUAAGUUAGUUGGUAUGUCUGGAUGGGGUAGCUGGGCAGGUGACGGUGUCUCCGUGUCAAAGAAUCAGAUUGCACGGGAACAGAAGGCUAAAAAUAUUGCUCGAGAGGCUAAAGAGAAAGCGUUGGCUGGACGAAAAGAUGCGCGUUUGAAACACGUGUUGAUUAAUGAGAGGAAGGACAAGAAAGCUGCCAAGUUUAUGUUAAAGGAUGUGCCAUAUCCUUUUACGUCACGGCAAGAGUAUGAGGCGGCGAUGCGCAAUCCUCUGGGCAGCGAUUGGAACACUUCUCAGGUGACAAAUGUGCUGACAGCUCCGAAGAUUAUGAAGCACGCAGGCACAGCCAUUGCUCCACUUAAGCUUUCCAAGGAAGAUCGCAAGUUCGCGAAAAAGGAACUUAGUCUGAAACGUAAAGCAAAAUUUUAG